Messenger RNA from Pipra filicauda (Wire-tailed manakin), 1715 nucleotides. It is a transcript of the gene KIF17, whose product is annotated as kinesin family member 17. NCBI's taxonomy places the organism in Eukaryota, Metazoa, Chordata, Aves, Passeriformes, Pipridae. The record is from RefSeq and is a predicted model, not a curated record. Gene Ontology annotation, biological process: mitotic cell cycle; microtubule-based movement. Gene Ontology annotation, molecular function: microtubule binding; ATP binding; plus-end-directed microtubule motor activity. Gene Ontology annotation, cellular component: microtubule.
AUGUGGGGUGUCCCGGAGCACAGAGCUGAGCACAGCACUGGGCACAGCACCAGGCACAGAACUGGGCACAGAAUUGAGCACAGAGCUGAGCACAGCACCAACCACAGCACCGGGCACAGCUACAGCGACAUCACCGACCCGCUCCUGCAGGGUGCCACCAAGGGCUACAAUGGCACCAUCUUUGCCUACGGCCAGCGGGAAGUCAUUCACCACACAGGGGUCGUGGAUCCUUCCUCACAGAAGGGGAUCAUUCGAGUGAUUGAACACAUCCUCGAGAGCAUACAGUGUGCUGGAAGUGCCGAGUUCCCGAGGAGAGCCUCCUACCUGGAGAUCUGCAGAGACCUUCUGGGAGCUGACACCAAGCAGAAGCUGGAGGUGAGGCAGAAUCAAUGCGUCUUAAUUAAGUGCUUUAAUGAGCUCAGAGAAGUGUUCCCAUGACUGACAGAAGUGCUCUGUUGGAAGCUGAGCACCAGAACACGAGAGUCAAGUGAGGAAUAUGGAAGCCAAGAGGAGAUUUUGGGGGACUUUGGUGGAAGUUCAGAAGCAGGAUCCAUUCGUGCCCAGCGUAUCCCACAUGACAGUGGGAUGGGACAGUGGCCAGGAGCUCAGCAGCAGCUCUGUGAAAAUCCUUUACUGGGCAAGGGUGGAAUAAAGUGCUCAUGGGGCAAUUUCUUCCUCAUCCUCUUCAUCUCACAGUCGUCUCUAAAGCAGGAGGAUUCAGAGCAUUAUCCAUGUUUAAUCUGAUCCAGUGGAGCCGUGGAUGAUCUCAUUAUCUGCCUAAACCAAAAGAGCUCAUCCUUUCUGAGGGGACACAGCAGAUAUUACUCCCCAUGGGAACGUGUGGGGAAGUUUCCAGGACCACAGGAGGGUAAACUCUCCCAAAAUCCUAAUCAAGGGGUUGAUCUUUAUUAAGUUUACCUCUUGGUGGCUUUGCAGAUCCUUUUGCACGUAUUGCUGGAGGGAGCUGCACAUCUCCUGUCCUGAUUUACUUCCCUGGUGAAUAAAACCAGGGCAGGAGCACCAUGAGAUGCACUGGGAUGGCAACAGACCCAAACUGACUUAUGGGGCAGGUAUUUUUAAGAAGUUUCUGGCUCCGAGGGAGGCAAACCCCUCUCUGCCUCACGUUCCAGGCGUACCUCGCCUGUCGUGUGCGGAGGGAGGGUGGGAGAAGGGGACUUCUGGCUGCAGUUUCCCAUCCUUUGUUCCACAUCGGCGGUGACACGGGUUUCCAUGGCAACGCAGUUGGCACUGGGAGGGCAGGAGCUGGGCAGAGCAGUUUCCAGGGUAACACUGUCACACUGCCUGUUGCUGCCUCCACCGAGGAACUGAGGGAGUCGUGUCCUGCGUCUGUGUUCCCCAAUUCUCCCUCAAAAUCCCGUUUUUGUUCAUUCCUUUGCCUCUCACUCCCAGUGACUGUCCUGUCCUUGGCUGGGUGUUCCUCGGGGACACCCCCAGACACAGCCAGGCCAGUCCCGGGUUCUCCUGCAGCACAGACCAGUCACAGUGGAUGAACAGUCACUCUGUGGCUGUACCUGGAUCCAUCCUGGGCAGCCACGCCUUUGGAAUGAGGCUAAAUCCCACCCAGUUUAGUUUUCAGCCACUUCUGCUCUGUUGUGUGCAGACUUUUUAACAACACAAUUUUAUAGAAUCACAGAAUCACUGAGGCUGGAAAAGACCCUCAGGAUCAUCAAGUCCAACCUUCGACCCAUCCCCGC